AUGGACCAACAGAGUUGCCAAGCACAGAUGGGGCAAAGUACGCACCCUGAGUGGAAGCGCUACUGUAGUCCUACCGAAGGGCGACCUUACUAUUGGAUCCCCGACUUGAACGUUUUCACUGAGUCCGACAUUACCAAGGAACAUGUCCUCAGGAGGAUUGGCCAAUGUGCUCAAGAGAUCCUAUCCGCUUUACAAGGAUCCAACAAGAGUGACUACGACAUUGUUCUAAAGGUCCCUGAAACUAGGGAAGGGGGUGGCACUUGCAACUAUUAUCUCGUCGAUCAUAGUUCUGAAACUGUUUUCUGGCUUCGUGAGGUCUCGACCACCACAUUGGGGUUGCCGAAAGCACGCAGCUCAAACCACUUACAACUUCUUCUGUCUGAGCAAUUUUGGGUACAUUACGAGUACAUGCCACCUCCUCAUAGGGACUUGAGACGUAAUGCGAAGAAACUGCUUGCAACUCUGGGAACCUUUUCAAUAGAUGCAUCAUCUUCGAGCGGCUCCGUUUCACCCUUUGAUCAAGGCGAAUGUGAAAUGUAUUCAAGGGCGUUAGCUCAAGUGCUCAGUAAUGGCGAUCUGAUUGACAUUAAUUGGUGUCUGGCCCGUCUGCAGAGCUUAAUCACUCAGAGUCGUGCUAUAAAUUUGUUUGGAGACCACAACUCAAGAACUGAUCGAAACGUAGUCGUAAACGGACAGAAGGCUCCCCCAAAGACUUUUUAUUUCAUCAUUUGGUCACUUCUCAUGUUUGGCAUCCCAAACUUAUAUCUAUCCCGGUGGAAUGCAAUUUGGGUGGAUCGGGUCACUUACACGCGAGAAUGGAGGAAAUUAAGCAAGGAAAUGGUGGAAGAGUUACUGUAUGGAAUGAUCGCGUCAGGUAUAAUGAUUAUUGCUAGCAUUACACUUUUAGGAUCCACUUCGUUAUUGGAGAUUCGUUUAUCAGCCGCUGUAGCCCUGCUGCUAGCCAUUAGCGGUGGAUGUUACGCAACCUCGAUAUUUGGAAGGUUCCGCAGCCUCGGUGGAUGUGCAAUAGAUGCUGCAAAUUAUAUUCAGCUAAAUGAACACGCCAUCACCGGGCUCCAGGGGAUGGCGCUCAAACAUGGCGCUCCUUGGGCAUUGAUAGGAUGGUCGAUUUUACUUCUUUUCCUCUCGGGAUUUUGGGGGAUUUCAAAGGAUAUCGCUCAAGUCUUAUUCCCCGUGCUAAACAUCGGCUGGAAGGAUAUGCUGGUUCCAGCAUUGGUAGCCAUGACCUACCUUUAUGGCAGAGGGUACUUUUCAGUCAAGAUUAGCACAGCCCCUGUGAUUAGCGCCGGACGAUCGUCACCACCAAAUCUCUGCCCACCACCUGCGAUGGACGCGUUCAGGGACAUACCUGAGUUCUUUGAGGUUGAAAUUGCGGAAUGUGUUAGCGCACGAACAGAAACCCUAGCAUCAUUUAGAGAGUUGGGUCCACCAGACCUCUGCCAUGUGGUUAAGACCACGGGACGAGCCGGUCAGAGAGAUAUAGGAUCCUACCACUAUGUUUCUGGGGUGGAUGCCUCCUCAUCAGCAUCACUUGCAGCUUACUUAAACUCUCUGACAUACUCUCUUGAACAAGACUCUGGCUGGUUUGCAAAGGGCACAUCAUGGAAGCUUCGCGUUGGGUCCUACUGCUGCUAUAACGCCUUCUCCCGACUUGAUGUCCGGGUAGACGUAAAAAUCCCUGGCGGUGUCCAAGCCUAUUGUAUUGAUCUUCGUGGUGAUCGACACGAAGCUACACCUGCUAUCUGGCAAGAGACGUACCUCUCCGCUCUACUCCGAGCAAUCCACUAUGCCGACGAUCCCAACUAUCGACUCGCAGGAUACAGAAAGCUGGAUCCUAUUACAACUCCAGAAGGCGAGGCCAGAUUCCUGCAAACCUCCGAGGCCCUAUUCCACAAAGGAUGGCAGCUGGGGUCUGACCCGGAGAUUCAGGUCGCGUCACCCGUCUCUAACCAUCUUACAAGCGGAAUUUUAAAAUAUUUUGGGGCGGCAGGGCGAUAUGCUCCCGCGGUGAAUUUCUUUGAGAGGAUGUACGUUCGUGAACCCGAGGUCGCAAGUUUGUUGGCGACUAGCUACAUCGGGAUGAAUGAAGAAAUCAAAGCUCUCCAGACCCUCUCGGCCGCCCUCGCAUCCUCACGACCCGAUCCUCGUGCUAGCAUAAGCACCCCGCCCUCAUAUACACUCCUUCAUGUUCAAUGUGAUCUAGUCCGUAGCAAAGGUAAAAAAGACUGGGCAGUAGCUUUGGCCAGACAGGCGGUCAAUGUGGCGCCCAGUGAGUUUCUCACUUGGGCUAAGCUUACUGAAUGUUAUAUUGAGAACGGCCAAUACGAAUCUGCUCUUCUGACACUAAAUUCGUGCCCGAUGUUCACCUACAACGAGCGAGACCUGCACCGGAUGCCAACCCCUGCGAGAACCCAUCUGCCAGUUAGAGAGUUUAUCAAGGAUAGCGGAAUCUUGGACGAGGAUAGUGCGAGAGACAAUGAAGCAGACAUUGCCCUUUUACGUCUCCCAGCGCCGUCAUUACGCGGUACAUUUGCAAAGGCGUAUGCCUUGCUAACUCGCCUUGCUUCUGAGGUAGGAUGGGACGAACUUUUACGAAAACGAAGCGCAGUAUUCGUUAUGGAAGAAGAGUAUCGAAGCGUCAAGAUGCGUAAUGCAGAGCAAAAUGGGGAACCAAUCAUACAUGAAGAUGGGACGAUCACUCAUGGCCGGCCCGCAGACGACAAUGCUUCAACGCGAGGAAUGCGCCGCUCACCCUCUCCCGGUGCGCUGAGCAACCUGAGCACGGACGAGGUUGAGUUCGCUGUUCCAACUAUCAAGGUUACACAUGAGGAAGAUGAAAGCCAAGCAAAUGGCGUACCCACUAUCAAGGUUUCGGAACAUAAUGAUGAAGGUGCUGGGGAAGAGAAAGAAGCAUCAGGAUUUUCGGGUGCGGCCGAAGGGUUGGAAAAGCCCGUUUCUAUCACGGUCUCGACUGAAGAAGCGGAGCACAAGGAAAACGGGGCUUUGAAUGAACCGGGAUCGGUACCUCCUAAGCCAGAUGAGACCAUGUCGUUCAGCACAAAGCGACUGUGUGAAAGAUGGUUAGAUAAUUUAUUCAUGGUACUGUACGAGGACCUUCGGAUUUGGACUAUCUUCCGUGCCGAAGUUGCACAUUUCAAGACCCAGCGAGUCGCAUAUAAAAAGACUGGUACCGAGUGGGAGAUUCUAGGUGACUUGGGCGCACGACUUCAUCACAAGGAGGAUGCCAAGGAAGCUUAUACCCGAUGUCUCGAGCAAAAGUUUAGCGCCAAGGCUUGGAUGCGCCUUUUAGAAAUAUACGCUGACGAAGGUGAUUUGCAACGAGGGCUGAAUGCGGCGUUCAGAAUUGCAUGUUAUCAAUGGCGGUGGUAUAUGGAAAGCACCUACCCUACGGCAGUCGCACAACAUUUAUUCAAACUCGGCCAGACACACGGCCAUGCAAAAGUCUCAUACACGCUCAUGAGUAUGGGCCUCCCCGAAGGUGUCUUAUCAAUUAUGCAGGGAUACCUCAACUAUGGGCGUACAUUCAAACCCGAGGGUUGGGAUUUUUGA
Molecule: messenger RNA, 3591 nt
Organism: Rhizoctonia solani
Lineage: Eukaryota; Fungi; Basidiomycota; Agaricomycetes; Cantharellales; Ceratobasidiaceae
Exons: 22
Coding region: 1-3591 (1196 amino acids)
Biological process (GO): Golgi to plasma membrane transport
Cellular component (GO): exomer complex
Molecular function (GO): protein binding
Source: RefSeq, a predicted model, not a curated record